Messenger RNA from Klebsormidium nitens, 1772 nucleotides. NCBI's taxonomy places the organism in Eukaryota, Viridiplantae, Streptophyta, Klebsormidiophyceae, Klebsormidiales, Klebsormidiaceae. The record is from the annotation of a GenBank genome assembly.
GCCAGAUAGACCACCACCUUUCCUUUCCUGCCCGCGAGGCUCGAAAGCCGCUGCGGUGUUACGUGACCCCAAGUGGAAUAAAGGCGUACAGAAAGAACUUAUAGCGCCUCUUUUCGUCCGCACCAAGGCACCUUUCAACAGAAGGAUACGUCUCCUCGAGAGGAUUUUGAGGCGCAACUGCUCCAACUGAAAGGAAGGGAGACGCGGGCCCGACAAAGAAAGAGUGGCGGUACGCAGCUGACAUUCAACAUCACCAGACCUACGUAUAUAACCAGGCACAAUGAACCAGGUUGCCGGCAUCUUUGGGUUUGGUACUCUGCCGGUCAAGGUGGUUAACCCUGAUGGCCGCUUCCGGGUUAUCUCCACAAAACCCAUGCCGGGCGAUCGGUGGGUCGAUCUGUUGGUCAAGGCAGACUGCCGGGUCGAGAUCUGCACUGCGUCCAAGACGAUUCUGAGCAACGCUGACAUCAUCAAGCUGAUCGGCGACAAGUGCGAUGGCGUCAUCGGCCAACUGACGGAGGACUGGGGCGAGGAGCUCUUUGGCGCGCUCGACAAGGCGGGGGGUCACGCGUUCAGCAACAUGGCGGUCGGGUACAACAACGUGGACGUCCCCGCGGCCACGAAGCACAGGAUCUCCGUGGGAAACACCCCGGGAGUCUUGACCGAGACCACGGCUGAGCUCGCAUCGGCGCUGACCCUCGCGGCGGCGCGGCGGGUCGUGGAAGCAGACGUCUUCAUGCGCGCGGGCAAGUACGACGGCUGGCUGCCGACCAUGUUUGUUGGGAACUUGCUCAAGGGACAGACGGUGGGGAUCAUUGGCGCGGGCAGAAUCGGGACAGCAUAUGCAAGAAUGAUGGUGGAGGGGCACAAGAUGAACGUGAUCUACUACGAUCUGUACCAGUCUAAGCGGCUAGAGUCCUUCGUCUCAGCCUAUGGCGACUUUUUGAAGACUCAGGGAGAGGAGCCGGUGCACUGGCGGCGGGCAGCGUCCGUAGAGGACGUCCUGAAAGUUGCGCACGUCGUGAGCCUGCACCCCGUGCUGGACAAGACCACGUUCCACCUCAUGAACCGGGACCGGCUCAACCUCAUGAAGAAGGACGCCAUUCUGAUCAACGCCAGCCGGGGCCCCGUUGUGGACGAAGUCGCACUGGUGGAGCACCUCCGGGCGAACCCAAUGUUCCGGGCAGGGCUCGACGUGUUUGAGGAUGAGCCCAAGAUGAAGCCCGGUUUGAAAGACCUGCCCAACGUGGUGGUAGUGCCGCAUAUCGCGUCCGCCUCUCAGUGGACUCGCGCGGGGAUGGCCACGCUCGCGGCAUGCAAUGUGGCGGGCAAGCUGCUCCGGUACCCGGUAUGGCACAACCCCAACGACGUGCUCCCGUUUGUUGACGACUCUAGGAAUCCGCCGCCGGCAUGUCCCAGCAUCGUGAAUGCGAAGGAGUUGGGCCUGCCGACCCUGAAGUCCAGCCUUUGAAACGUAGGGCUUUGGUUUUGUACCGGCCACGUUGAUGUAGCUAUGCUUUGCUGUUGUAGUUCGAUUUUGUUCGGAAGCCUGGAUUGACCAAUGAUCUAAUAAUAUAGGGUCCUGCGGAGGUCUUGAUUACAAAACAUGAAGUUGCGUCAUUGAAUCAGUACGCAUAAACCUCGUGUACAAAAACGUGCCUGUGUCUAACGCGGGCACCGACCGUGUUUCGAGAUCGAAAUGACCUCAUCACGAAUAAUUCGCUUAUGCAUGCUCAGUUACGGAUGUAAAGAUUGAUGAUCUUGAAGUGGCC